Molecule: messenger RNA, 3277 nt
Organism: Mercurialis annua (annual mercury)
Lineage: Eukaryota; Viridiplantae; Streptophyta; Magnoliopsida; Malpighiales; Euphorbiaceae
Product: nuclear pore complex protein NUP93A-like
Exons: 15
Coding region: 464-3064 (866 amino acids)
Biological process (GO): poly(A)+ mRNA export from nucleus; protein import into nucleus
Cellular component (GO): nuclear pore
Molecular function (GO): structural constituent of nuclear pore
Source: RefSeq, a predicted model, not a curated record
UCGUCUCUACCAGAAUUAACAUACAACUAAAAUUUCUCCCCGCAUCUCUUAUAGCCAUUUCAUCAAACACCUUAUGAGCGUCAGCUAAAACAUCAUAUUUGGCAUAAUUAUCAAAGCCGACUCGAAAAAUUACAAGAGUAUAGUUUCCAGGGCAACAUUCAGUUAGCCUCUUCACUGAUAAACCCUGAUUUCUUUUCUUUAGCAUCUUUGUUCACAUUAAACAUGUUACCUCAUCAUCACCGUUAAAGGAAAAUCCGCCAGCCCUAACCACCGCCGCCGCCGCCGUCUCCAAAGCCAAAUCAUAGCCACCGGCCUCCAUAACUAUCACCACAUUCUAAUAUAAUCGAAAGAGAAAUUUCACCUUACAAAUUUUAAAUUUCCUAAUUGGCGCUCUUUAAUUUUCUCUUAAACCUAACAAACCGAGUCAGUAAAAAGAAAACCCUAAUAUUGCAGUAAAAAGGAAAUGGCGAGGGUAAGUGGUAAUGAAGAAGAGAUGAGCGGAUGGACUGAUCUUUUACACUCUUCCACUAAGCUUCUCGAGCAAGCUGCUCCUUCAGCUCAGUUCCCUCCUCUUCAGAGGAAUUUAGAACAGUUAGAAGCAUUGUCAAAGAAGCUAAAGGCUAAAACAUUGAGAACUGAAGCCCCUUCUCAAUCUAUUGCUGCUACUCGGCUUCUUGCACGGGAAGGAAUAAAUGCAGAGCAGCUCGCUCGAGAUCUCAAGUCUUUUGAAUUAAAGACGGUAUUUGAAGAUGUGUUCCCUGCUGAGGCUACAAGUGUUGAAGAAUAUUUGCAGCAGGUUCACGAAAUGGCAAUGGUGUCAGCCAUACAAGAAGCUCAAAAGGAUAAUUUGAGAAGCUUUAAUGAUCACAUGCUGAAAGUUUUGGAGGAGGAUUGGCAAAAAGAAAAACGUGACUUCCUUCAGAGCUUGAGUCGGAUUUCAACAAUACCCAGAACUAAUGCAAUUGACACAAGUACUAGAGGUACUCGUUCAGGUCAAAUAGCAUCUGUUUCUUCCAGCCCCCACGUUUCUUCAGGCCCAGUUGGCAUGGAGCUUGUACCCUUAGCUAGCAUGCCAAUAGUGGAGAAAAAAGCUUCCCUUUAUGCAGAAAUUGUGAAGAAUAUGAAUUAUGCUAGAGAGCAUGGUUUGCAAUUUAAGCCUGCAACAGCCUUCAAGAAUGCUUAUGAUAGUCUGGGGCACGAAACUUCUGGUGGAAAAUCAGUUAAUAUGCAGAAAAUGUGGCAUCUUGUUCAGACACUGAUGGGUGAGAAUUCAACGUUUCAAAGGAAUCUUUCAAGAAAAAUGUCAUUAGUGAUUGGAGCAAGACGUCACUUAGAAUCAGGACAUGAAAAGUAUAUUAUAGAUACAAUACAAAGCCAUCCGAGUCAGGCCGCCCUUGGUGGAGCUGUAGGAAAUUUACAAAGAGUUCGCGCUUUCCUUCGGAUUCGCUUGAGGGAUUAUGGAGUUCUAGAUUUUGAUGCAGGAGAUACUCGUAGGCAGCCUCCAGUUGAUACCACUUGGCAGCAGAUUUAUUUUUGCUUGAGAACUGGGUAUUACGAUGAAGCAAGAAACAUAGCCCUGUCGUCCCGUGCUUCACAGCAAUUUGCUCCUCUGCUGACAGAGUGGAUUAACACCGGAGGAAUGGUUCCUCCAGAAAUUGCAGCUGCUGCUUCUGAAGAAUGUGAAAAAAUGUUAAGAAUGAAUGACCGGGUGGGUCGAGCUGCAUAUGAUAAGAAAAAGUUGUUACUAUAUGCUAUAGUCUCUGGUUCUAGGAGGCAAAUUGAUCGCCUUCUGAGAGAUCUGCCAACACUUUUCAAUACUAUAGAGGACUUCUUGUGGUUCAUGUUAUCAGCUGUACAGGACUUUGAUGGUGGAACCUCAGCUGUUGUCCUAAAUGAAGGUUCAACACCAUACAAUUUGGAAGAUUUGCAGGGUUACCUUAAUAAAUUUGAGCCAUCGUACUAUACAAAAAAUGGGAAGGAUCCUCUAGUUUACCCUUAUGUGUUGCUUUUGAGCAUCCAGUUGCUAAAAGCUGUCUUGCAUUUGUCCAAGGAAGCUGCAGGUGAAGGGAAUAAUAUUGAUGCUGUCCACAUAGCAAUUGUCCUAGCAGACUAUGGGGUUCUUUCUGAAAUUGGAGGGGCUGGAAAAAAACUAGGUGUCAUGGAUGCUUAUGCAGAAGUCGCUAGUAUAAUUAGGCAGUAUGGUUCUUCAUACUUGCAUCAUGGAAAUCUUCUGGUGGCUUUGGAAUAUUAUGCUCAAGCUGCAGCUGCAGUAGGGGGUGGAGAGGUGUCAUGGACUGGGAGAGGUAACAUGGAUCAGCAAAGACAGAGAAGUUUGAUGCUAAAGCAACUCCUUACCGAGUUACUGUUACGGGAUGGUGGUAUUUUUCUGUUACUUGGUCCCCGUGGUGCUGGAGAAGAAGGUGAAUUGGUGCGAUUUUUUGAUUCUAAUGCAAGGCAGCAAUUUCUGCUUGCAGCUGCUCGGCAGUGUGAGGAAGCUGGACUUUAUGACAAAUCCAUAGAAAUUCAGAAGAGGGUUGGAGCUUUCUCUAUGGCUUUGGAUACAAUUAAUAAGUGCUUGUCUGAAACAAUCUGUGCUCUGUCACGUGGUAGACUGGAUGGGGAGAGCCGGACUGCUGGUUUUAUUCAUUCUGGCAAUGAGAUUUUAGAGACAUACAAGUAUUAUCCUGAAGUCAGUUUUCAAGAGAGAGAGCACGUUUUAGAGCAAGAAACUGUCUUGAGACAACUUGAGGCAAUUUUAUCUGUUCACAAGUCAGCAAGAUUGGGUAAUUACCUUGAUGCUUUAAGGGAGGUGGCAAAACUUUCCUUUCUUCCAUUUGAUCCACGAGUGCCAAAUGCCACUUCAGAUGCAUUUCAGAAUUUGUCUCCUCAUGUCCAAGUUUGUGUACCAGAUCUUCUUAAGGCAGCUCUUACUUGUCUUGACAAUGUAACAGAUUCUGAUGGAUCACUUCGUGCCAUGAGGGCAAAGAUUGCACAGUUUCUUGCAACCAACAUGAGUAGGAAUUGGCCUCGUGACUUGUAUGAAAAAGUUGCCAGAAGUCUGUGAAGUAUAUUGCGGUUGAGGUUAGCAGAUAUCAUGAUUUUUGUUUGUUAUUUAGCUAAGGUAUUUAGGCGUGGCAUACAAUUGCUUUGAUUUGUAACGUUGUUAAAUCAUUAAACUAAAAUAGGACAAAUUAUAUCGACCAGCUCUGAGCUUUCAUUUCAAACUGCAUUGUCGCAUGCAUGUAAUUGUAGCAGAUUUUGAAGGAUUUAAUUGUAA